Molecule: messenger RNA, 1443 nt
Organism: Anopheles darlingi
Lineage: Eukaryota; Metazoa; Arthropoda; Insecta; Diptera; Culicidae
Gene: Gbeta76C
Product: guanine nucleotide-binding protein subunit beta-2
Exons: 6
Coding region: 204-1247 (347 amino acids)
Biological process (GO): G protein-coupled receptor signaling pathway
Cellular component (GO): heterotrimeric G-protein complex; cytoplasm
Molecular function (GO): protein binding; signaling receptor complex adaptor activity
Source: RefSeq, a predicted model, not a curated record
ACCGUUAGUUCUAAUCAGUACUUCGUGGCGGCAGGUGAUAGUAGCAAACCGGACAACUAAUAUUCGCGACAUUGUGUAAAGUGUUGUGUCAUAGGGGCGCCAUCUUCUGCCAUUGGAACUGAAGCAGUAUUGGAUGCAGAUUAGUGCAUCUCGCUAGAGGGAAGAAUUGUUUUUCAACAUUUCCAACGAUAUAAUCAGCCAUCAUGCCCCCGAAAGACGAUCCGGAAGUCGCCGCAUUGAAAAAAGAGAUCAAUGAUAUGAUCGCCAAAUUCCAGGAGGAACAGAAAAAGGCUGCAGAUUGCACGCUAUUCGAAAAGUGCGGAGACAUGGCGGAGACCCCGAAGGUACGCAUGUCGACGAAAAAGUUCCUGAAGGGCCACAUCAACAAGGUCAACUCGGUGCACUACGCGGGCGAUUCGCGCCACUGCGUGACCGGUUCUCUCGAUGGUAAGCUCAUCAUCUGGGAUACCUGGACAGGGAACAAGGUGCAGGUCAUACCGCUACGAUCGGCAUGGGUGAUGAGCGUCGCGUACGCGGAUUCGGGCAACUUUGUCGCCUGCGGUGGAAUGGACAACAUGUGCACUGUGUACGAUCUGAACAACCGAGACGCGCAGGGUAAUGCGAAAAUCGUGCGCGAACUGAUGGGAUACGAGGGUUUCCUGAGCUCAUGUCGAUUUCUCGAUGAUUCCCACAUCAUUACUGGUUCCGGAGAUUUGAAAAUCUGUGUGUGGGACCUGCAAGUUGGCAAGAAAACGUCCGAGUUCGAUGCCCAUGCUGGUGAUGUCGUUUCGAUUUCCAUGAGUCCGGACAAGAACACCUACGUUACUGGUUCAGUCGACCGUACUUGUAAGCUGUGGGAUGUAAGGGAAAACACACCGAAACAGACUUUCUUCGGCCAUGAGGCAGAUGUGAACAGUGUUAGCUAUCAUCCGAGUGGAUUUGGAUUUGCAACUGGUUCCGAAGAUAAAACGGCUCGUUUGUUCGACUUCCGUUCGGAUCAGCAGAUCGGACACUACGAGCCACCGAAUAAGAAUAGUGGAUUCACUUCAUGCGCUCUCUCACUGAGUGGCCGGUACAUAUUGUGUGGAUCUGAUGAUAACAAUAUUCACAUCUGGGAUACCAUGAAGGGCCAGCAUAACGGUACACUGAGUGGACAUGAAAAUCGAAUUACGUCGAUCUGUAUGGCACCGAACGGUAUGGCGUUGGCAUCGUGCAGCUGGGAUCAGCACGUCCGUAUCUGGGUCUAGACGGAUUCCGUUCCAAAAGUGAAGCAAUUCAAGUAUACUCUGUUUAAUCAAAUAACGAUAUCAUUUUAUCAGUCAACGAGCCAUGAUGAGCAACACGCGAUCAAGCAGUUCGAUCCGUUACUGAUCCCUUUAUUCUCUUAUUGCAGCGUCGAUUGAACCAAAUGAUGAUGAAAAUAGAAAAAGAAAACAAUAAACC